Messenger RNA from Lampris incognitus (smalleye Pacific opah), 3825 nucleotides. It is a transcript of the gene kcnma1a, whose product is annotated as potassium large conductance calcium-activated channel, subfamily M, alpha member 1a. The transcript is spliced from 33 exons. Gene Ontology annotation, molecular function: large conductance calcium-activated potassium channel activity. NCBI's taxonomy places the organism in Eukaryota, Metazoa, Chordata, Actinopteri, Lampriformes, Lampridae. Gene Ontology annotation, cellular component: postsynaptic membrane. The record is from RefSeq and is a predicted model, not a curated record. The coding region runs from base 1 to 3825 and encodes 1274 amino acids. Gene Ontology annotation, biological process: potassium ion transport; transmembrane transport.
AUGCUAGCUGAGGCGGAUGGCACCGUCCCCCAUGGAAGCGGCAGCUCUAUGAGGACAAACAAUAUCAACACGAACAUAAAACCAGACUCCUCGAUCUCUAUAUCCAAGAUGGAAGACGUGGUCAUUCCGUUCUCGCCCGAGGUGGCCUGCGACAGCAACGGGCAACGCAUGUGGUGGGCAUUCCUCGCCUCCUCCAUGGUGACGUUUUUCGGGGGUCUCUUCAUAAUCCUGCUGUGGAGGACGCUCAAAUAUCUUUGGACGGUUUGCUGCCAUUGUAACAUCAAAAGCAAGGAGGCUCAGAAGGUGAACAACCCUGCCAACAUUCAGGCAGCAGACGGGGCACCUAAAGGUCCUGAUGAAAAGGAGGAGGUCCCUGCAAGUGAGGUGGGAUGGAUGACCUCAGUCAAAGAUUGGGCUGGGGUCAUGAUUUCUGCUCAGACACUCACUGGCAGAGUUCUGGUGGUGUUGGUCUUUGCGCUCAGCAUUGGGGCCCUUGGAAUAUACUUUAUAGACUCGUCAGAUCCAAUAGAAUCCUGUCAGAACUUCUACAAAGAUUUCACGUUGCAGAUCGAUAUGGCCUUCAAUGUGUUCUUCCUUCUAUACUUUGGUCUGCGGUUUAUAGCAGCCAAUGACAAGCUGUGGUUCUGGCUGGAGGUCAACUCAGUGGUCGACUUCUUCACUGUCCCUCCUGUGUUUGUGUCUGUCUACCUAAGCAGAAGCUGGCUUGGCUUAAGAUUCCUGAGAGCACUGAGACUGAUACAGUUCUCAGAAAUUUUACAGUUUUUGAAUAUCUUGAAAACAAGCAAUUCAAUCAAGCUGGUGAACCUAUGCUCCAUCUUCAUAAGCACAUGGCUAACAGCUGCAGGAUUUAUACAUUUGGUUGAAAACUCAGGGGAUCCUUGGGAAAACUUUCAAAACUCCCAGUCACUUUCCUAUUGGGAAUGUGUCUACCUGCUGAUGGUGACUAUGUCCACGGUGGGCUACGGGGAUGUAUAUGCAAAAACCACCCUAGGGCGCCUAUUCAUGGUCUUCUUCAUCCUCGGUGGUUUGGCCAUGUUUGCCAGCUACGUCCCUGAAAUCAUAGAGUUAAUAGGAAACCGCAAGAAAUAUGGUGGUUCCUAUAGUGCGGUUAAUGGGAGAAAGCAUAUUGUGGUCUGUGGUCAUAUUACCCUUGAAAGUGUCUCCAACUUCCUCAAAGACUUCCUACACAAGGACAGGGAUGAUGUCAAUGUAGAAAUUGUUUUUCUCCAUAAUAUUUCCCCUAAUCUUGAGCUGGAAGCCUUGUUCAAACGGCACUUUACCCAAGUCGAGUUCUACCAGGGAUCUGUACUCAACCCUCACGAUCUGGCUCGAGUGAAGAUCGAGUCAGCAGAUGCCUGCCUAAUCCUAGCCAAUAAAUAUUGCCCAGAUCCCGAUGCUGAGGAUGCCUCCAACAUCAUGAGGGUUAUUUCGAUCAAGAACUACCAUCCAAAGAUCAGAAUAAUCACACAGAUGUUGCAGUAUCACAACAAGGCCCAUCUGUUGAACAUUCCAAGCUGGAACUGGAAGGAGGGAGAUGAUGCUAUCUGUCUGGCGGAGCUGAAGGCAGGCUUCAUUGCCCAGAGCUGUCUGGCCCAGGGCCUGUCUACCAUGCUAGCCAACCUCUUCUCUAUGAGGUCCUUCAUUGAGAUUGAAGAGGACACAUGGCAGAAGUAUUACCUGGAAGGAGUAGCUAACGAGAUGUACACAGAGUAUUUGUCCAGUGCCUUUGUUGGCCUCUCCUUCCCCACAGUCUGUGAGCUGUGUUAUGUGAAGCUGAAGUUGUUGCUUAUUGCCAUCGAAUACAAGUCUGAGCAGAGGGAGAGCAGAAGCCGAAAGCGCAUCCUCAUCAACCCGGGGAACCAUGUCAAGAUGCAGGAAGGAACUCUAGGAUUCUUUAUCGCCAGUGACGCCAAAGAAGUGAAGAGAGCAUUUUUCUACUGCAAAGCUUGUCAUGAUGACAUCACUGACCCCAAACGGAUCAAAAAGUGUGGCUGCAAACGACCCAAAUAUAAGUAUAAUGGAUAUGUCAGAUCACCAGCAGAUGGCGCUACAACACCAGGGAACAUUGGAGGUCAAAAAGAGGCUGGCGUUCGAUUCAAAGCUGAUUGCAGUUUAGUUGAAGAUGAGCAUCCAUCAACUCUGUCACCCAAAAAAAAGCAACGCAACGGAGGGAUGCGAAACUCGCCCAACUGCUCACCCAAAAUGAUGAGCAGACAUGAUCCCCUUCUAAUCCCUGGAAACGAACAAAUUGAGAACAUGGAUAUGAACGUGAAGAGGUACGACUCAACUGGGAUGUUUCACUGGUGCCCAUCAAAAGACAUCGAGAAGGUCAUCCUGACCCGGAGUGAAGCCUCUAUGACGGUGUUGAGCGGCCAUGUAGUGGUCUGUAUAUUUGGGGAUGUCACGUCCGCUUUAGUGGGGCUGCGAAACUUGGUGAUGCCUUUAAGAGCCAGUAACUUCCAUUACCAUGAGCUGAAGCCUAUAGUGUUUGUGGGCUCACUGGAUUACCUGAGGAGAGAAUGGGAAACCUUACACAACUUUCCCAAGGUCUCCAUCUUACCUGGUACACCAUUAAGUCGUGCAGAUUUAAGGGCUGUCAACAUCAACCUCUGUGACAUGUGCGUUAUACUGUCAGCCAAUCAGAACAAUAUCGACGAUGCCUCACUGCAGGACAAGGAAUGCAUCUUGGCGUCACUCAACAUCAAAUCUAUGCAGUUUGAUGACAGCAUCGGAGUCUUACAGGCUAAUUCCCAAGGUUUCACGCCUCCUGGAAUGGACAGGUCAUCUCCAGACAGCAGUCCAGUACAUGGCUUGGUACGACAGGCUUCCGUCACCACAGGAUCCAACAUCCCCAUCAUUACAGAACUAGCUAAACCUGGCAAACUACUGCCAUUGGUUUCAUUCAGUCAGGAAAAAAAAAGUGGAACCAACAUACAAAUGAUAACAGAGCUGGUAAACGACUCGAACGUUCAGUUUCUGGACCAAGAUGACGAUGACGACCCAGACACAGAACUGUACCUCACCCAGCCCUUCGCCUGUGGCACCGCCUUCGCCGUUAGCGUCCUCGACUCCCUUAUGAGUGCAACAUACUUCAAUGAUAAUAUCCUCACACUGAUCCGGACGUUGGUCACAGGGGGAGCCACCCCGGAGCUGGAGGCUCUUCUGGCUGAGGAGAAUGCUCUCAGAGGAGGCUACAGCACACCGCAGACACUGGCCAACAGAGACAGGUGUCGCGUCGCCCAGCUAGCCCUAUACGAUGGGCCCUUUGCCGACUUGGGGGAUGGUGGUUGCUAUGGAGAUUUAUUCUGCAAAGCAUUGAAGACGUACAACAUGCUGUGUUUUGGGAUCUACAGAUUAAGAGAUGCCCAUCUCAGUACACCAAGCCAGUGCACAAAACGGUAUGUGAUCACAAACCCUCCGUAUGAGUUUGAGCUGGUGCCCACGGACCUGAUCUUCUGCCUAAUGCAGUUUGACCACAAUGCGGGCCAGUCCCGGGCCAGCUUGUCCCACUCUUCCCACUCCUCCCAUUCCUCCAGCAAAAAGAGCUCCUCCGUUCACUCCAUCCCCCCUACCAGCCGGCAGAAUCGCAGCAGUAAGACCCGAGAGGCCCGUGACAAACAGAAUGCAACAAGGAUGAAUAGAAUGGGCCAAGAAAAGAAAUGGUUUACAGAUGAGCCAGAAAAUGCCUACCCACGGAACAUUCAGAUCAAGCCCAUGAGCACUCACAUCGCCAACCAAGUCAACCAGUACAAAUCCACGAGUAGUCUGAUUCCACCAAUCAGAGAAGUUGAAGAUGAAUGCUGA